This is a messenger RNA of Alnus glutinosa, 993 nucleotides long. Its product is annotated as protein NDR1-like. Lineage: Eukaryota; Viridiplantae; Streptophyta; Magnoliopsida; Fagales; Betulaceae. Bases 168 to 803 code for a protein of 211 amino acids. Gene Ontology annotation, biological process: defense response to other organism. The transcript has a single exon. The record is from RefSeq and is a predicted model, not a curated record.
ACAAUAAUUCUCAGGCUACGAUUACCCCUCCUACUUCCUCACCUUCGUCAUCACAUUCUUCGAAGCUAGCUUCGGUUCGUCGUCACUUUCUUUGAAGCUGAGGCUUCCGGGGCCAAACCGGAGAAAGGGGUUCGCCGGGGAAGAAAUCAUUUUGUCACUGACGAAACAUGGCUGAGUCCACUGGCUGUUGCAAGUGCUGUCUGAGAUUGAUGAUAAGUAUAGGUGUCCUGUCGCUGGUCGUGUGGCUAACUCUGCGAGCUGACAAACCCAAAUGUUCGAUCCAAUACUUUUACCUCCCUGCUCUCAACAAAACCUUAAAUACCCCAACAAACAGUACCCUCUACUUUCUGCUCAGGCUGGACAACGGCAACAAGGACAAGGGGAUUUACUAUGAUGCUCUUAACCUCACCUUUCAUGACAAUCCCAAUAGAUCACUGUCGCAUCUGAUUGGGAGCCAUACCAUUCCUGGGUUCUACCAGGGGCACCAAAAAAAGGCCAAGAAGGGAGGGGAUGUGCAGGUCAAUACCACACUGGUUUCCCGGUCGGGUUUUCCAAAUGGGCCGGCGAUUUUCCGGGUGGAUUUGGCCACGGCGGUGAGGUUCAAGAACAUUUUCUGGAAGUGGAAGACCAAGAGGCGCCAGUUUGUGGUAGCGGCAAACGUGGAAGUCAACGACCAGGGUACUAAAGUCAACAAGAAAGGUAUCAGGCUCAAGUCCGGCGCACCGGAGAAUCCGUACUGCUAUCGUGCGCAGUUGGGGGUUUUGGUUGGUUUGAUGGUAUUGGUUUUGCUUAAUUUUCGUUGACUUUUCAUGAUUUCAAGGCUUCUGAAUGUUGAUUGUUUUCCCCUAAUUUCACGAAAUUGUUUGUAUUGCUUAACGUAGGAAGAAAAUGUUGUUGUUUGUAAGAGCGGCUACAACCUUUUUUCUUUUCUUCUGGGCAGCCGAUACAACAUGUUUAUAUGAAGUAUGAACAAAUGCGUGUAUCUUUGCAAAA